Molecule: messenger RNA, 9978 nt
Organism: Oreochromis niloticus (Nile tilapia)
Lineage: Eukaryota; Metazoa; Chordata; Actinopteri; Cichliformes; Cichlidae
Gene: col15a1b
Product: collagen, type XV, alpha 1b
Exons: 43
Coding region: 319-4398 (1359 amino acids)
Biological process (GO): extracellular matrix organization
Molecular function (GO): extracellular matrix structural constituent conferring tensile strength
Source: RefSeq, a predicted model, not a curated record
ACACAGAGAAAAAGGAGGGUGGGGGUGUGCAGAGAGGAGAUGUCAGGGAGGCUGGAAACAGGGCAGGAGAGAGAGGUCAUAACGAAGAGGAAAAGAGACAAGAGAGGCAGCAGGAGACAAACGGCUUGUUUUUUGAGUCUUUUUAUUUUGUUUUGUUUUGUUUCGUCCCUCUGGAUCACCUGGAUUACUUCUACUCUCUGCAGAAAGUAACUUCUCAUAAUUGGAACCUCAGCAUCUACCUUGCCUAUAUGUUUGCAUGUGUGCAAUAUCUGCACUUAAACAGAUCGGAGCGCAUCCACCUGAGAGAGACGCAGGCAGAUGAUGGAACCUGCACACCUCUCUCUUGCACUCUUCUUCCUCAUCUUCUCUCCUGUGAGUGGCCAGUGGUGGAGUUUGUUCUGGGGAAAUCCUAAAACCACCACCAUUCCUCCUUCUGUUACCUCUCCAACCGUAACUUACCCCAGAUUUUCUGAGACCUCGGGCACAACAGCAGUGUGGUCAGUAAAAGUGGACGAGGUGCCAGCGAAUGCUGUGGAGGGUGUUCACACAGAAGGGUCUGCUUUGACCCCCACUCAGCCCAGCUCAGGAGUGUCACCGUCUGGUUUCACAACUACAGAUCACUGGACAUUUCCUACAGGGAAGACUGCAGGUGGAGACAGUAAAAGUGGGUCUUCGGACAAACCCCUGAAACACUGGAGGAAUGAGCAACGCUCAGGAAGUUAUCUGAACCUAACGGACUUAAUUGGCUUCCCCCUCCCUCCCUCUGUGUCCUUCACUGCUGGCUUUGAGGGUCAUCCAGCCUACAAAUUUGGGUCUCAAGCCAAUGUCGGCCGACUCACCAAAACCUUUGUGCCGGGAUCGUUCUACCGGGACUUUGCUAUCAUCGUCACGGUGCGCCCAGCUAGCCAGAGAGGUGGCAUGCUCUUUGCCAUCACAGAUGCCCAACGCAAGGUGGUGAAGCUGGGUUUGGCCCUCACUCCAGUUCGCGAGGGCCUCCAGAGCAUCUUACUGUACUACACUGACCAGGAGCAGGCCUCCCACAGCCACAAAGCGGCUGCCUUUAGCGUCCCGGAUAUGACUGACCAGUGGACACGAUUCACGGUGGUGGUGGAGCAUAAUGAGGUCCGUCUCUACUUGGACUGUGGAGAGGCCGAGAGUAAGGACUUCCAUCGUAGGCCAGAGAAACUCACCUUUUCACACAAUUCAGGCAUUUUUGUAGCUAAUGCAGGAAGCACGGGGCUUGACAAGUUUGUGGGUUCGAUUCAGCAGCUGGUCAUAAAAGACGAUCCAAGAGUGGCUGAGGAGCAGUGUGAAGACGAUGAUCCUUAUGCCUCGGGGUACGCCAGUGGAGACGAGGCUUUGGAUGACAGAGAGACAGAGAAAGAGCUGAGGAAGACCGCACAGGAGGAGGGUGUUCCCGUUAGUGCUCCGCCCACUGAUGCUCCAGAGAAAUUUGAGGACUUUUCUCCUCACACGGGUCCAACAGAAGCUCGAAUGGACCUGAUGACAGGGCUACACCGAACAGAGGAGGCGGGAGAGCAGCCACAAGGUGGUGAUGUCAGGUUAAAAGGAGAGCGCGGUGAUCCUGGCCCACCUGGCCCACCUGGUCCACCAGGUCCUCCCAGUGUAUUCAGAGAGACUAACCUUGGAACAUCUGGCCCACAGGGACCACCAGGAUCUCCUGGGCUGCCAGGGAGAGAUGGACACAAGGGAAGCAAAGGUGAUAAAGGAGAUCCAGGCCAAAAAGGGUUUCAAGGAUUUCCAGGCUUGAACGGAGUAGUUGGAGCUAAAGGAGAGAAGGGAGACCCGGGAGUUGGUUUACCAGGCCCCCCUGGCCUUCCUGGACCCCCUGGACCCCCCAGAUCACGCAGUGUACCUUAUGGACCAGAUGCCCUGGGUUCUGGGUUUGAAGACCUGGACAGCGAUGCUGAACUCAUCCGGGGUCCUCCCGGUCCACCGGGCCCUCCAGGACCUCCUGGUCCCCCUGGACCCCACCUGUCCUCAUCUGCCACCACUGAAGGACUUUCUCCUGGGCAUGCUGGACCACCUGGUGCACCUGGCAGUGAUGGCCUUCCAGGCAAACAAGGAGUACCAGGUCCAGCAGGAAAAGAUGGUCCUCCAGGUUCACCUGGGGCUGCAGGCGAGAAGGGUGAGCAAGGCCUACCUGGGCCUCCUGGGCCAAAGGGUGAAUGUGGGUCAACAGGUGUCCAAGGAAUUCCAGGGCCUCAAGGGCCUAUUGGUCCAGAAGGAAAGAGAGGCCUUCCAGGUCCACCAGGACCCCCUGGCCCACCAGGGCCUCCAGGAACCAAAUUCUUUGCAGAGGAUAUGGAGGGAUCUGGCAUGACUGAUCAAAUUACUGGAGCUGGAGUCAGAGGCCCACAGGGUCCACCUGGCCCACCAGGACCACAGGGUAAGGAUGGAGCACCAGGAGCUCCAGGGCUCUCUGUCAAGGGUGAACCAGGAGACCCAGGACCAGAGGGUCUUCGGGGUCCUGCUGGACUACCAGGUCCUAGGGGGGCCAAAGGAGAGAAAGGCAGUCCAGGACCCAAGGGUGAAAGAGGAGCUGAUGGCCUCAGUAUCCAAGGACCACCUGGGCCUCCUGGGGCUCCUGGACCUGUCAUUAAUCUACAUGAUCUGCUCUAUAAUGUUACAGAGGGUAUCCUCAACGUCACAGAGAUCAGAGGACCACCCGGGCCUACGGGUCCUGAAGGCUUGCCUGGCAGAGCUGGAUUUCCCGGCCCCAGGGGACCAAAGGGAGACAUAGGACCUACAGGUAUCCAGGGCCCCCCAGGGCUUAAGGGAGAGAAAGGAGAACCAGGGGUGACAAUUGCUGCUGAUGGAUCUCUCCUGUCUGCACCAAGAGGCCCUCAAGGGCCCAAAGGCACAAAGGGUGACCAUGGCUUCCCAGGACCUGCUGGACUUACGGGUCCAAUAGGACCUCCUGGACAAAAAGGAGAAUAUGGUUUCCCCGGGCGACCAGGGCGACCUGGUAUCCCGGGGAGAAAAGGUGACAGAGGAGAUUCUGUUGGCCUACCGGGACCUCCAGGUCCUCCCGGCCCACCUGGACUUCCAGGAAGAAUUAUUGGUCUGAAUGGAACAGUGUUCCCGGUGCGCCCCAGACCACAUUGCAAAAUGGGACGAGAGUCAAUGACAAGGGGACAUUCAGCUGGACCUAAAGGAGACAAAGGAGAUGAGGGAUUACCUGGGGAGCCAGGAACACCUGGGCUCACAUUUCCAGAUGAAAAUGUGGGGACUAAAGGUGAUCAGGGAUACAAAGGUCAGAAGGGAGAAAAAGGGGAUGUGGGCCUGCCUGGUCCUCCAGGGAUCCCAGGGAGGUCAGGACUUGUGGGUCCGAAAGGCGAAUCCAUUGUUGGUCCAAUGGGUCCUACUGGUUCUCCUGGUCAGCCUGGACCUCCAGGAUUUGGACGGCCUGGACCUCGAGGUCCACCUGGCCCUCCUGGGCCCCCAGGACCACCCCCUCCAUACGGAUCAACUGUCAGUAUCCCCGGCCCUCCCGGUCCUCCUGGUCCACCAGGCUCUCCAGGAUAUGCAAACUCUGUUACCAGCUAUAAGACAAUCCACGCCCUCACCCAAGAGGCACACCAUGCUGCUGAAGGUACCUUGGCAUAUGUGUCUGAAAGGGGAGGCGAGCUGUACAUCAGAACACGCAAUGGUUGGCACAAGAUCCAGCUCGGAGAGUUGAUCCAUUAUGAACCUUCAUCAGACACAUCUCAGUCCCUCAGCAGACCCGGAGAAUGGAGUAGAGCCCAUAGGAUACACAGCCAGGAGCUGCAGGAGGGAAGCAGAGGAUACCAGCACAGUUAUAACCUGCUACCACAGCAUUUCAAUGCAGUCUCUGGGCUUCAUCUCGUAGCACUGAAUGCCCCACUCAAAGGAGAUAUGCGUGGCAUCCGCGGAGCAGACUUCCAGUGUUACCAACAGGCACGCGCCGUGGGGCUCACCUCCACAUACAGAGCCUUCCUGUCAUCACACCUUCAGGAUCUGGCAACCAUUGUCAGAAAGGCUGACCGCAAUGACAUGCCUGUGGUUAAUCUGAGGGGUCAAGUGUUGUUCAAUAGUUGGAUGUCCAUCUUCUCUGGGAAUGGAGGCGUGUUUGAUCCGUCCACACCCAUCUACUCCUUUGAUGGACGCAAUAUAAUGAGUGACUCGGCUUGGCCAGAGAAGCUGGUUUGGCAUGGCUCCAGCACCACGGGCAUCCGCCUGACCACUAACUACUGCGAGGCCUGGAGGACAGCGGACAUGGCGGUGACGGGACAGGCUGCCCUGCUGCAGACGGGACGACUGUUAGGGCAGCACGUGCGCUCCUGCUCCAACCACUAUGUAGUGCUGUGUAUAGAGAACACAUAUGUGGGCAACAUGCAUCAAAGAAGGAACUGAGCAAACAAACACACACACACACAUAAACACAUGCAGGCAUGAUCUAAGUAGAAGAUGUGAGACAUGAAUGGGAAACACAUGCGGGCACAUACGCACUUAAUGAUGUACUUCAGCUCCCACAUGCAAACAUACCGAGAAACACUCCCACACUAACAUGCAUUCACAUUUAAAGAGGGCUUAUCAUACUCAUUUCCAGCUCCAUAUUUUUAUUUUUGGACUGUGCUAGAGUAACUUUGCUUUAUUCACAAUUCAAAAUAAUCCUUAUUUAUCUUAUACUGAGGAAGCACUUCAGUGCAGUCACGUCCCUUCCUGUUUCUUCUGAUUGGCUGCCACUCAUAAACACCAAAUUCAGAAUUCAGUAGCAGGUGGGCGGGGCUUUUUCACUCACAGUCUGAACUGUGAUAUGACAGGAUCCUCUCAAAUUCAUUAAAAGGCCCAGAGACUGAACCUUUGGCCUCAUUAUUUGAAACUUUGGUCAUCCUUGUAACACUGUAACAACAAAAAUAUGAUAGAAUUACUCUUAAAAAUAAGACAAAACAGGAAGAGCAGUAGGUCCUCUUUAAGUUUUCUUUGUAUUGGUUUCAUGUGUAGUUCCCACUCGAAGCCGGAUUUAAGCCUGCGGGUCUUACAUGUCUGUCUGUGUCUAGAUUUUUCUUAGCCGUCUGCAUCAAACAGGCUACAGUUAUGUAGCAAGGAAAACUUCAGGCAUUCCUGCUACUGAUGAUGGAAUUUUGCCGUUUCUAUUACUGUUACUAGUCCCAUAAAAAAACUAAAACUAACCAUGCAUAAAUUUGUCUGCAAGACCUAGUGAGAAUGAAGGGCUUCAAAUUAAAAUGAGGUCAUAAUUAUAUAUGUACUUUUUUGGAGAUUAAAAAAAUGUGUCAGUAUUUUUUUUUUUUAAACAGCAGGGGCUGUCAAUUCAAAUAUUAGUCAUAUUGAAAUUGUGCUUUCAUUGUGCGCUACGUCUGAUGCUUUUAGUGAGCCUGUGCGUCAGCAGCAGGGCAGUGUAUGCGACAGUGAGUCAAAAUGAACCAAUGUGUGUUUGAGUUCACUGGUACGUAAGUUUCACAGUACGACUCAUUUUUACAUUUUCAAGACAUGUUUUAUAUAUAAUUGAUCAACUAUUCAAAAGUAGAUAAUAACACAUGAACACAUGUGAAGCCUGUGGAAACAGCUGUACACACAUCUCUUAGACUUUAGUCAGUAACUAAUGACUGAUGUGUCACCAGAAAAUGUCACAAGUGUUAAUUUCUUACAUCCGGGGAUGAAUGACAGAUGAAUGGGGGAUUUGGCAAGGAGGGGAAAAACACUCAGACACUUCAUUAGAUAUACUGGUUAAACUAGUCAUCAAUCUCAUGGCAUUAACUCAGUGCCUUUAGGCGUGUAGACAUGGUCAACAGGACUUGAAGUUUAAAACAAACACCAAAAUGUGGAAGAAAGGUGAAAAAAGAAAGAAAGGUUUAAGUCUGAAUGUGGCAUGGUUGUUGGUAUUUCAGAAACUGCUGAUCUACUGGAUUUUCAGGGUUUAGAGAAACUAGGGUUUAUAGAAAAUUACGAUAGGUAGACACCAGUAACUCAAAUAGCUAUUUGUUACAAACAAAGGAUGUAGAAGAGCAUCUCUGAACACACGACAUUAAAGCAGAUUGGCUACAGCAGCAGAAGACCACACCCUCUGCUACUCCUAUUGGCUAAGAACAGGAAUCUGAGGCUACAGUUUACACAUGCUCACAGUAGCAGGCUGGAAAAACGUUGCCUUGUCUGAUGAGUUCUGAUUUCUGCUUCAACAUUCAGAUGAUAGGGUCACAGGUCAUCUCAAACUGAUUUCUUGAACAUGACUGUGAGUUCACCUGAUCCCAGGUGAUACUGAAGGCUUCAGUAUAGGCUAACUGCACAGCUAACCGCUGUAAAACCACCAGGUUUUUUUUACGCCAUUUUUUUCAAAGCUUAGUCCUACAAAUUCGAUUUCUUUUGUUCUGCGUCCUUUUAAUAAAACUUCACCAUUAACACAUCUCUUUUGAAGUGACAAUAUUAGAGUGGACAUCAACAUUAAUAUGUACUGUAGCAGGACCUAGCGUGAAAACAGUCAGCUCACAUUCAGAUUUGGUUGUAUGAGGUUGGAACAUGUAUGUAUAUAAAUAUAUAUAUGUAUGUGUGUUGUUCAGGUGUUGUUUAUUUUUUACUCUGUAGGUUUUGUAUGAAGCACACUAAAAGACUGAAGGCCUCCUCUCACCGUGCUUUCACUGAGGCGUAGCUCGUUUUUCUGCUGUCUGACCUUAAUGUCUCUGUUCAAACAAAACUUGAGCGUCUGAGAAAAAACAGACGGUUUGUACUGACUGACUGGUGCUCACUGAAUAAAAUGUCACGUGUUUUUUUGCUUCUUUUUUUUUUUUUUUUUUAAAGUUGUGGCUCAUUUAAUGUCCCCCACCAUGUGUUCAACAAAAUUAAAAGUUAUGCAGAAGAAUCAACGAGAACAUAGGUAAGCUAGCAAAAAAAACAGCUUUUUAUGUAAACUGCUGCAUUGUCAGUGCAUUUUAUAUUUGGAAUCGUACAUUUUACCAAUUUCUUUCCCCCACAGUCAGCAGUUUGCAGAUGCAUCACGUUUCAGAAGUAGUUCUCAAUGAGAGGCUAAAACAUGUUGCAACAGUCACAGUAAUUAGAAAUCAGGAUUUUUAAAAAUAUUAGCUAAUAUCACCCUAUUAGUCAACAUUGUUAGCUAACAUUAGUUAAAAUUGUUAGCUAACAGGGUAAUAGGUAAAACUUUCAUUUAUAUGAAGUUUAGAAAAGAAAAAAGAUGGAUGUGCAAUUUUUUUUCUGUUUUGCUAGGAAAACAGGAAAUGGGCGCAGCAAUGUACUAAAGCAUCCAAAUGUGCAUCGAAAUUACACAAAAGUAGAGCUUGUGAACACAAGCAGCACAGCCUGAUCUUAGGCAAGCUUUCUUGUCAUUUCAGAAACAGUUCUGUGUUUUGAGGGACAUACCGAAGAUGUUGGCUGACUUUAGUUGUGUUUUCUUUUAGAACCUUGAACUCUGGGUUCUACCCAGCAGUGUGUUUGGGAUAAUUGUCAUGUUGGAUCACAAUCUGACAGUGUUUAUAGUUUAUAUAGUGUUUAUAGUUCCAUCAAUCUUAGCAAGAUUCCCAAUCCAAAUCACGACAUAGGUUCCACCAUGUUUUAUAGAUGGUUCUACACAGUCACAGUUGUACCUCUCUCCUAACCUCCUCCAUACAGAUUGAUAUCCACCAAAAAUUUCAAAUCGGGAUUAAUCACUUCAUAAGACAUGUUGCUACUCAGGUUUUGGUCUAAUUUGACAUAACACAGGCUUUUCUCUCUGUUUUCUUCCCUGUUACACUUAAAAGGUACAGUUAGCUAUUUUUUGAUAUUAUAUAAUAAAAAAAUAAUAUCAUCAUCAUAAAUAUAUAUUAUUAAGUGUAAUUUUACCAUUUCACUGUCUGUAAUUGUAAAAUGUUUUCCAACAAACUAAAUUGAACUACUAACAUACAUAACAUUGCCAAAGAUGGAGGAGAAAAAAGCUUGUAGGCAUUUGUGCCAGCACUUUCAGAAAGAAGAUAUGAGGGAGCAUAGCUAUGUUUUAUCAUCGGAGGUCUCCCUCAACAAAGAAAUGAACAAAUGAAGGAAAGAAACAACCUGACCAACAUUUUAAUAAAACACCAUCUCAUCCCCCCUCACCUCAACAGUCAACUCCAGAAGUGAAGUCGGGGCUCUAACAGCCUAAAACAGGCAUAAAAAUGUUUCUCAAUUCCCAAUAUUUCACAAUUACUUAAUGUUAGUAGUAGCAGUAGGAAGUAACGAAGUACAAAUACUUUGUUACUGUACUUAAGUGGAUCUGUAUAUGUACUUAUUUUCUGACAACUUUUUACUUUUACUCUGUACAUUUUUAUGAAAAUAGUUGUGCUUUUUACUCCUUACAUUUUCAAAACAAGCUUAUUACAUUAGGUUCAACGGUAUUAUUUAUAGCAUUCAUGCUCAAUUGUUCAUAAGUUGUGGUGGUCUGUCAUCAGUUUCUAGCCGGCACUAAAGAAGAGGCGCGAGCGUGAGGGGAAUAACAUUUUUUUAACCGACAAGUAAUUUCAAAUGCAAUGUUUCUGUCCACACAGACAGUUUUUACAGUCUGUGCAAACUGUCUGUAUUUCCUAGAGCGAGAAAAGAGUGUGUGAUGACUAUACUCAGAGAUGGAGAAAGAUAAGAAAGACAGGAGAGGAAGAAGAGAGAAUUUAUUGAAAGACUGAAAGGACUCCUCAGUGGCAUUUGAUAAACUGACAAUUUAAAGGUUACAUGUGACAUCGUCAUUUUAAAUUACACAUUGGAUUUGCAUAUGAUGUUUUGAUACAUUAUGAAUUUUCAUAUUGUGAUUUUUUUUUUUUGAAGUGAUUCAGGUGGAAAAAUUGUAAAAUAAUGCAAAAUACUUAAUCGACACAUAUCACUUAUUUGAUUCCCGAUUUAUUGCUAAGUUUUAAUAUUAUUUAAAUGUUAAAAAAUAAUGUGUACAAAAAUAUCUUUAUACACAACCAGUAAAAGAAAGUCAAUGCAGUUUUAUGUAUAUAGCCACAAAUCACAACAACAGUUACAUCAGAGCACUUUACGUUGUAAUGUAAAGACCGUACAAUAUUAGAGAAAACCCUAUCAAUCGCACAAACCCCUAUGCGCAAGCACUUGGCAAGAGCGGGAAGGAAAAACUCCCUUUUAACAGGAAGAAACCCUUGCAGGAGGCAGGGUGGCACAUACCUCUUCAGUGAACUAUAUGAAAAUCCCCUAUAUGUAAACAGAGUCAACAAAAUAGUCACAAAAACAGCAGGAGGGUGUCAAGACAUCACCGGUCUUUCUGAUCCUUUUGUCUUGGUAGAGAUCACGCAGAGAUGUUUCAGAGUUUCACACAAUCCUUUUAUUAGCCAUUUCCUGGCAGCAGAGAGGCAGUUGCCCCCCUGUAGAUGUGCCCCUGGUCUACACAUAACAGUCUCAGGUUGUUACUCAUUAAGAAUGUCCUGGGUAAUCUCCCCAUCUUAAACUUAGAAUGACAUUAACAAAAUGAGACUGAGCGCUUACUGUGGGUCACAUCUAAGGGCUUCUGUAGGACUGAGUCAAAGUCUUCUUUCAACUAUAGGUACGACCCUGGUGGCCAUUAAGAAAAAUGCAAGUUUCAGGCAUUGCCUUGUUUCAAUUCAAUGAAAAAAUAAAAUCAAAAAGGAAAAACAGCCACCGUCAUGUCGUAACAAAAGAUUCAUUUUAUUAAAUGUUAUGUACAAGACAUUCCUGAAUCAAAACAUCAAGUCCAUAACAUUUCAUCUUCUGUUACCUUUACAUCUUCUCAUAACCUUUUUACCCACCCCCCCACACACACACACACACACACACAAAAAAACAACAACAAACAAACAAACAAACAAACAAACAAACAAAAACAAAACAAAAAAACCAGGUGUGCUUCAAUUUUCAAAAAAAGUUUUAAAACCCCCCCUUAUUGCACCAGACCCUUACACACUUCAGUCCCAAGGUGGCUAUGAGGGUGUCAGUCUUAAAGAAAAAAGGGGAAAAAUAAUUACUGUAAGCCUGCAUCCCUCAAAACAA